This is a messenger RNA of Rhodamnia argentea, 1083 nucleotides long. RefSeq lists its product as uncharacterized. NCBI's taxonomy places the organism in Eukaryota, Viridiplantae, Streptophyta, Magnoliopsida, Myrtales, Myrtaceae. Bases 87 to 770 code for a protein of 227 amino acids. The transcript has 3 exons. The record is from RefSeq and is a predicted model, not a curated record.
AUAUUAGGGAAAGAAAAAAACAAUACGCACUUUCUUCUUUUUUCUCGCUCCGUUUCCAGUCCCUGAAGCUCUUGAGAUCUCUGCCUAUGGAGGAACAGCAUCUUUCUGUUGAUUCAGAGUUGGUUACUAGUAAGAAUUUGGUCAAUAAACUGGGAGCUGCUUUUGACGGAUUUGAAAGCUCUUCUGAUGGAGUUGAUCCAAGCGAUGAUGAGGAUGCUGAUGAGCUUGAGGAAUGUACACGACCUCAUCAAAAGAUGUUGGACAAUGCAGUGCAGCCUUCUCCAAGCAAGCUUAUGUCUCCACAUAUAUCUUCUGACGAAGAGAAUGAGGAAGAGGAACCAAAUUUAAAAUUGCAGGAACUCUUUUCUGAAGAAAUUGUGGAUAAUCCGGCCCUUGGAUGCUCGGUGCUUUCGCCAGCUCCUCUAGAGCUAAUAUCUGCCUUGAAAGGUAGCCGCGAGAAACAAGGGGGAGCUCCAAGGAAGCUCACGCUGACGUGGGCUCCUGAUGUUUACGAUCCACCUCCAACACAACUAUUAGAUAUAGUCACCAGAGGGACAAAGCAGAAAAAGGUCCCCAAAAAAGAAAAAGUAGGCAGAAAGGAAGGCCAAAAGGGCAAAGAAACAACACGAGGUGCUGAUGGAGGUAGAGACUCUUCACGAGGGGGCGGCAGCACCAAGGACAAGAAAAAGAAGCAGAAUCACAGAACCGGGAAAUCUGGUAGGUCAUAUAGUUUUGUGGAUGACAAUGGAUCAGAUAACUACUCCUACUGAUGGUGGAAAAUUUUUCUUGAAGCUGAGAUGAGUUUGGUUGUCUAGGGAGGAAAAUUUAUCAACUUGUUACUCUUCUCCAUCUUUUCAGUUAGUAAGGAGUUGAGGUACAGGAAACUAUAUUUCAGAGUUGAAUUUUUUGGGGCAUUAUUUUGUUAACUUUUAGUUUGACAUGCUGGGAAGUAUUUUCCUGACUGGACAGGCUCUAGUUGUUUUUUUUUUUUUUUUUUUGGUUGAAGGACAGGCUCUAGUUGGGUAAAUAUUAUAGUUCAUCAAAAUCUAGCGGAGCCCCUCCUGUCCUGGGGAGCUGCUCUUG